AUGAGUUGUGUGCCAUGGAAAGGUGACAAGACCAAAUCGGAAUCAGCAGAGCCACCCCAGCUACCGCCACUGCAUAUUUACCAUGAGAAGCAGCGUAGGGAGCUGUGUGCCCUCCAUGCCCUCAACAAUGUCUUCCAGGACAGCAACGCCUUCACUAGGGAAACUCUGCAGGAGAUUUUUCAGAGGCUGUCUCCCAACACUAUGGUGACGCCCCACAAGAAGAGCAUGUUGGGAAAUGGAAACUAUGAUGUGAACGUGAUCAUGGCAGCGCUUCAGACCAAAGGAUAUGAGGCGGUUUGGUGGGACAAGCGCAGGGAUGUUAACAUCAUUGCCCUGUCUAACGUGAUGGGCUUCAUCAUGAAUCUGCCCUCCAGCCUUUGCUGGGGCCCCUUGAAGCUCCCCCUCAAGCGACAGCACUGGAUCUGUGUCCGGGAGGUGGGAGGCACCUACUACAACCUUGACUCCAAACUCAAGGUGCCCGAGUGGAUUGGAGGUGAAAGUGAGCUCAGGAAAUUUUUGAAACACCAGCUGAGAGGAAAGAACUGUGAACUCCUGCUGGUGGUGCCAGAGGAGGUGGAAGCACAUCAGAGCUGGAGAGCUGACGUGUGA
Messenger RNA from Pterocles gutturalis (yellow-throated sandgrouse), 609 nucleotides. RefSeq names its product Josephin domain containing 1 (gene JOSD1). The coding region runs from base 1 to 609 and encodes 202 amino acids. The transcript is spliced from 4 exons. Gene Ontology annotation, biological process: protein deubiquitination. Lineage: Eukaryota; Metazoa; Chordata; Aves; Pterocliformes; Pteroclidae. The record is from RefSeq and is a predicted model, not a curated record. Gene Ontology annotation, molecular function: cysteine-type deubiquitinase activity.